AUGGGAAUUGACUUGCCAUACCUGAGUUCUAGGCUUCUAGUAGCUGAGGUGUCCGGCUGGGCUGUUGAAGCCGAUUUCAAGCCAAGACUUCUCAAGCAGCAACAACACCACACCAGUCUUAUCCUGUGCAAGCUGCAGCUGACAAUUGAAGGCUCGGCUAAAGCCGGAAAGGAACAAACACCACCUCCUUUAUAUAAUCCAGCGGGUCUCAUUUUCCAAACCGUAAUCAAUCUAUACUCUCAUUUCGAGAACCCUAAUUCAAUGAUCGGAACCCUAUCCCUUCCUUCUGCAACAUGCCUUCUAUUUUCCACGGAAAAUAGCUUAUCGUUCGCCGCAGUUGCAGGAUCUGACCGGAAAAUGUCGUUCGCCGGACGAAAUCCUGCUAAAUCAGCAAUUCUAGCGGCCGUCACCGAGGCGGCAUCGGAGGUGGCGACUAGGAGACAUCAAUCAAACCUCUACGAAGUGCUGAAAGUGAAGCGAAAUGCGUCGCCUACGGAGAUCAAAACGGCUUAUAGGAGCUUGGCCAAGCUGUACCACCCGGACGCCUUUUCGCAAUCGUUGGAAUCGGACGGGCGUGAGUUCAUAGAGAUCCAUAACGCUUACGCUACGCUGUCUGAUCCGUCCACCAGGGCGAUUUACGAUCUGACGUUGAGUAUUGGUUCUGGUUCGGGGGUGCGAUCUUUUGGUCACUCAUAUGGGUUUGGGUAUUACUCGACCCGGAGGUGGGAGACGGAUCAGUGUUGGUAGGAUGGAUACGACACGUGUACACAUUAUAUAUUUCACGGGGCAAUGAACGGAAGAGAACUCGUGUAAAUUUCCCGACGAUUUUUUUUUUUUUUGACUUCCUUUUUUCCCCCUCAGGAAAGAGUAAAUAUAUAUAUAUAUAUCUUUUCUUUAUUUUUGACAUUCAUUGUGUUUUUUUUUUUAUC
Messenger RNA from Ilex paraguariensis (yerba mate), 929 nucleotides. The record is from the annotation of a GenBank genome assembly. NCBI's taxonomy places the organism in Eukaryota, Viridiplantae, Streptophyta, Magnoliopsida, Aquifoliales, Aquifoliaceae.